Messenger RNA from Mauremys mutica (yellowpond turtle), 6830 nucleotides. RefSeq names its product multiple EGF like domains 6 (gene MEGF6). Bases 790 to 5703 code for a protein of 1637 amino acids. The record is from RefSeq and is a predicted model, not a curated record. NCBI's taxonomy places the organism in Eukaryota, Metazoa, Chordata, Testudines, Geoemydidae. Gene Ontology annotation, molecular function: protein binding; scavenger receptor activity; calcium ion binding. The transcript is spliced from 40 exons.
GCAAGAAAGAAACAAGAGAGCAUGUGAAUGAAAGGCAGACCUGGGAAAGGCAAGAAGAAAGUUUUGUUGGUCUGUAGUGCAGGGGAUAGAAGAGCUGCUGCUUUUGAAGUUAGUGUGUGUAAGAGAGUCUCCUGCCAGGAGAAAGGUGGAGGUUGAUGGAGGGAGGAUGACUUAAGGUGUGCAGUGAGGGUUAAUGGAAAUCUCUGCCCAUUGCUGAAAGGGGCUGGGAAUUUUGUGGGUCCUCAGGGAGGUGGACUUUUCUGUGGGAGCUCCCAUCCUCAGAGUUGGGUUAUAUAUUGCCCUGUGAAGUGGAUCAGGACACCAAACCAAUCAAACCUACUGGGACUUCGCUGCUGGACUGAACCCAGAUUUUGUAAGCCACCAGCACUUUGGAUCUCAUUAGGAAGCAAAUGCCAGAAGGAAAAGCCACCUCAGCAUACUUUAAUACUAAUAAGAGAAGCUAAGGAGCCAGGUUUGGGUUUUGGAAAAGCUCUGUGACCACUGGCAUUGUAAUCACUUCCCUUGGACUGAAGAUACAGGGGAAACUGCCUGUAGGAGAAAAAGUCCAAGAGUGAUAAAUCUGCUCUUCCAGCGAACCCCAGCAAGAAUCGUUGUGUGUUCCCAUAGUGUUGUUCUUUGUCAGCAAAGGAGAAACUGGCAAAGUCAGGAAGUAAAUCAUGAGCAUUUUUCUUUGAGGAAGAGACGCUUGCCAGCCUCUCAUUUGGGCAGGCUGUAAAACUUUCGAGGCACCCACCAGAGCCACGCUGGGAAGGGGAAGGAGCUGCAGCGAUGGAGCUACACGUGUUGGUGCUAUCAUUCAUCUUCACCCUGCCAGUGCCUUCGUUCACCUAUGGGAACAAACUACAGCCUCUUAUGCCAAACGUGUGUGCGGAGCAAGAGCUGGUGAUAGUGGGGCACAGGCAGCCGUGUGUCCAAGCUUUCACUCGGAUGGUCAAAGUGUGGAAACAGGGCUGUGGAGGGCAGCUGUGGUGCAUGGGCUAUGAACGCAGAACAGCCUAUUACACAGACUACAGGCAGGUGUACAGCAUGGAAUACCAGACUGUGUACAAGUGCUGCCCAGGAUGGUCCCAGCUUGGAGGGGAUGCUGGCUGUCUUUACUCUGUCUGCAAUUAUGGAGUUUGUUUCAAUGGAGGAAACUGCAUGGAAGGAUCUUCUCAGCUCUGUCGCUGCCCUUCUGGUUUCCAGGGACCUCGCUGUCAGUAUGGCUGUGCCUUUUUUAGGCAGGUUUCCUGGCUUUUUCCCAGCAUGCUGCCCCUGCUCUGUUUGAUUCACUCUGCUCUCUACUUUGCCCAUGAAUUACAGAUCUCCGCAUGCCUCUCAAGGGAAGAUGUCAAUGAAUGUGAAGCCGGGAAUGGUGGUUGUGAGUCCCAGUGCUGCAAUACGAUUGGGAGUUUCUACUGCAAGUGCCCCAAUGGGCUGAGGCUGAAGGGAGACGGGAAGGUGUGUGAAGAUGUUGAUGAGUGCCAAGUUCACAACGGGGGCUGCCAGCACAGAUGUGUGAAUACCCUGGGAUCCUAUUACUGUGAGUGCAAACCAGGCUUUCGCCUGCACACUGAUGGCAGGACCUGCCUUGCUGUGAACACCUGUGCCGUCAGCAAUGGUGGAUGCGAACAUGAUUGCGUGCAGCUGACCCUAACGCAGCAUCAGUGCCAGUGCCGGUACAAUUACCACCUGAAGGAGGAUGGCAAGCACUGUGUCCUGAGGAACCCGUGUGCCAAUAGGAAUGGAGGCUGCAUGCACCAGUGCCAAAAUCGCCGUGGAAUAGUGCACUGUGAGUGCCACCCUGGCUACAGACUGGCAGCUGACACCAAGGCCUGCGAAGAUGUAGAUGAAUGUGCGACUGGGCUGGCCGUGUGUGCGCACAGCUGUCUCAACACCCGCGGCUCCUUUAAAUGCACUUGCAAUCCUGGGUAUGAGCUGGGGGAAGAUGGCAAGCAGUGCUACAGGAUAGAGAUGGAGAUUGUGAAUAGCUGUGAGGCCAGCAAUGGUGGCUGUUCCCAUCUAUGCCAUCACACCAGCUCCGGCCCUGUCUGUUCCUGUAAUUUUGGCUACCAGCUUGAUGAGGACCAGAAAACCUGCAUUGAUAUCGAUGAGUGUGAUGCUCGUUCCCAUUGCUGUCAGCAGGACUGUUACAAUUAUCCUGGCGGCUAUGAAUGUGUUUGCUAUGCUGGAUACAGGCUCAACACCGACGGUUGUGGGUGUGAUGAUGUGGAUGAGUGCUCCUCAAAUAACGGUGAGUGUGAGCACACAUGCCAGAACCUGGUGGGGUCCUUCCAGUGCAGCUGCCAGAUUGGAUACAAACUGGAUGAAGACCGGAGGAGCUGUAUUCCUCUGGAUGACCCCAUGGAGGCCCUUGACGGCCAACGCCCCAUCGUACGCCCUAUUCCUCACGUCGCCAUCCUGCGUGAUGAAUUCACCCAGCUCUUUGAGGAGGAGUAUGAGGAGGAGGAGGAAGAGGUGGAAGCAAGAGGAGAACACACACUUUCGGAAAAAUUUGUCUGCUUGGAGGACACCUUUGGUCAUGACUGCAGCCUGACAUGUGAUGAUUGCAGAAAUGGAGGAACAUGCAAUGAGGACCAGACUGGCUGUGACUGUCCGGAGGGCUGGAGUGGAGUCAUAUGCAAUCAGACCUGUCCCGAAGGCACCUUUGGGAGGAACUGCAGCUUCACCUGCCACUGUAAGAAUGGAGGCACGUGUGAUCCAGUGACUGGGAAGUGCCGGUGCCCGCCUGGGGUCAGUGGAGAACUGUGUGAGGAUGGCUGCCCUAAAGGAUUCUUUGGGAAACAGUGCAGGAAGAAAUGCAACUGUGCCAACAGAGGUCGGUGCCAUCGAAUUUACGGGGCCUGCUUGUGUGACCCUGGACUUUACGGACGAUACUGCCAUUUAGCCUGCCCGACAUGGACCUAUGGGUCCGGGUGCUCCGAAGAAUGCCUGUGUGUGCAGCAGAAUACCCAGGAGUGUGACAAGACGGACGGCUCCUGCACAUGCAAACCUGGUUAUCAUGGCAAAAGGUGUCAGACAAAGUGUGACUCUGGCUAUUACGGUGGUGGCUGCAAGAACAAAUGUAGUUGCCCCCUGGGAGUUUCCUGUGACCACAUGAGCGGAGAGUGUCAGAAAGAGUGUCCUGAGGGUUACCAUGGGGAGAACUGCGACCAAGAGUGCCCAGAAGGGACAUUUGGAGUUAACUGUUUACAAUCCUGUUCCUGUGGCAGCUCCCCCUGCGACCGGCUCACUGGGAAGUGCAUCUGUUUGCCGGGUAGAACAGGACUUGACUGUGGCCGAGCUUGCCCCGCUGGCCGCUGGGGAGUGGGCUGCCAGGAGAUCUGCCUGGAGUGUGAGAACGAUGCCAGCUGUGACCCUGCCACGGGUGCCUGCCUGUGUCCACCUGGAUAUGUUGGCAGUCGCUGCCAGGAUGUGUGUCCAGCUGGCUGGUUUGGGCCGGGCUGCCAGAUGAGAUGUAGCUGUGGGAAUGACGGGCACUGUCACCCGGUGACAGGGAGAUGUAGCUGUGCUCCUGGCUGGACUGGGGAGAACUGCCGGAGAGCCUGUGACGCUGGCCACUGGGGCCCAGAUUGUGCUAACACUUGCAACUGCAGCAACAGUGACGGAAGCUGCAAUAUGAGGACAGGACAGUGCAUUUGUGAAGCUGGCUCCACGGGACUCCAUUGUGAUCAGAAGUGUCCAGAAGGAUGGUUUGGGCUAAGCUGCCGACGCCGGUGUCAGUGUGACAAUGGAGCUGUCUGUGACCAUGUCAGUGGGGCGUGCACCUGCAGCCCUGGCUGGAGUGGGACGUUCUGUGAGCGUGCCUGUCCCGAUGGAUUUUAUGGCCUGGAGUGUCAGAAAACCUGCACAUGUCUGAACGGAGCCCGCUGUGAUCAUGUGACGGGGCGCUGCAUCUGUGCCGCCGGCUGGAUUGGCCUUAACUGUAACCAGACUUGUGAGGAUCACUGGUAUGGAGAGAAUUGCAGUCAGGCAUGCAGCUGCUUUAAUGAUGCCACCUGUGACCAUGUUAGUGGACAGUGUCUCUGUUCGGCUGGAUGGACAGGAGCCACUUGCCAGCAAGCGUGUCCAUAUGGUUUCUAUGGUGUGAACUGCCACCAGCACUGCCUUUGUCGGAAUGGCGGAACGUGUGACCCCGUCACGGGGCACUGCACAUGCCUAGAAGGAUGGACUGGAUUGGCUUGUGAACUGGAAUGUGCGCAAGGACAGUAUGGUGUGGACUGCCAGCAAGCCUGCGACUGCCAGAACAGGGGGCUGUGUGACCGGCAGACAGGCCACUGCAUCUGCCGGCCUGGCUGGACUGGGCAGCAGUGCCAACGCGCUUGCCCGGAGGGCACGUUCGGAGAUCGCUGUGCAGAGCAGUGCACCUGUGGGGCUGGAGUCUCGUGCCACCACAUCACUGGCGCCUGUGACUGCCCCACAGGCUGGAGGGGACAGCGCUGUGAGAAAGCCUGCCUGCCUGGUUCAUUUGGGAAAGACUGUGCCAGCCGCUGCGACUGUCCCCCAGGAACGCCUUGCAACCAUGUCACUGGCCAGUGUGGCUGCCCUCCAGGAUUUAUGGGCCAUGGAUGUGAACAAUCCUGUCUGCCAGGGACCUUCGGGCUGAACUGUGCUCAGGCUUGCCAGUGCCCAGAAGUGAACCAAAACUGUCACCCUGUCACUGGGGAGUGUAUCUGUGCACCUGGGUACCAUGGAAGAAAUUGCCAGCUAAGAUGUUCAGCUGGUUGGUAUGGCCCCAAUUGUGAGCAGCAGUGUAAAUGUAAGAAUGGCGGACGCUGUGAGACCACCACAGGGACAUGUCAGUGUCCCGCUGGGUAUGUCGGCGCUGACUGCAGCAUCGGCUGCCCCAUUGGUCGCUACGGCAAGGACUGCAUGCACCUGUGUUCCUGUGGAGAAGGAGCCACCUGUCAUCAUGUGACAGGCAUCUGCAUUUGUCCAGCAGGAAGAACUGGUCCCAGCUGUGAACAUGUCUGCCAGAAAAACCAGUACGGGGCAGGCUGCAAACAGACGUGCUCCUGCCAGAAUGGAGGAAUCUGCCACGCGGCUGACGGCUCCUGUUUGUGUGGGCUUGGGCGGACCGGGAAGUUCUGCGAACUGGAAUGCCCACCAGGGACGUAUGGCGCCAACUGCCAGCUGAACUGUGCCUGCCGGAAUAAUGGGACUUGUGACCAAGUGACGGGAGCCUGCCACUGCCGCAGAGGGCACUAUGGGCACUUAUGCGAGCACACCUGCCCUCCAGGUUUCCAUGGACUUCGUUGUCAGGAGUUGUGUGAUUGUCAGAAUGGCGCAACUUGUGACCCAGUGACCGGUCAGUGUCUGUGUCCUGCUGGCUUCCACCAAGACCGCUGUCAGACAGGCUGCGAGAAGGGGCGGUACGGAGAGCGAUGCCAGCAGUUGUGUGACUGUGAAGGAAAUGCACCAUGUGAUCCAGUCACUGGGCACUGCCUGUGUCCGCCGGGAAAAACUGGCACCAAGUGUGACCUGGACUGCCGCCCGGAUAAAUUUGGCCCAGAUUGCACCCUGACCUGUGACUGUGCCUCUGUCAACUCUUUCUGCAAUGCUCAGAAUGGCCAGUGCACUUGCAUUAAUGGGUACAUAGGCCCUACAUGUCAAGAAGCUGCCACAGCUACAAUAUCGUACCUGUUCGCUCCCAGGAGAGAUGUCGAGCCUGUGAAACAUUAGGUCAUACAGCCACCAUGUUCGAGGAGAACAAGAGUCAGCUUGUAAACAAGGCCCGGUCUUUCUCUUCGCUAACACUAACCACGCAGGAAUUCUUUUGGUGACCAAAUACUGGAUCACCUGCAAUUCAGCCUAAGAGGUUUGAGGCCAUUGUACACAGCUCAGCUCACCUCUGCAAGGAGACACUGAACAAGUGUAUAAAAAGCCACACAGCUGGAAGAACUGCUCUUGCAAUUUCAUGCUCGAUCACACACUUAGGGAAGCAUUUCAUUUUUACUCUAUAAUAGAGAUACAGUAGUUCAAAUGUGGUUUUUCUCCAGCAGGCAAUUAUUGGACUUCUGUGGCUCAUUCUCAAAUUUUUUUUUUAUUGUUGGUCUGGAAUUUUAAUCAAAAUACAUAUUUAUGUAAGGUAUUUAUAGGAAGAUGUACAAAUGUGUUUUCAUGCUUGGUAGCCAAAGAUCCCUGGCACCAGCGUGUGGACAUGCUGCAUCACUGGAUUUUUGAACUUGUGAGCAGUCUUUCAUUGGAGUUUACCAUUGGCCAUGGUGCUGUAAUAGAAUAAACAUUCAAUAAGUUGGUCACAAGAGCACUCACAUUUACGUUCCAAAAUGUACUGUAAGUCCUGGUUCCCUAGAGGAGCAUUUGAUACUCGUGGGUGACAAGGACUCUGGGGAUUGUGCAAACUUUGAGACUUGACUUACACGUGAGUGCUUCUUCCAGCAUCACAUGAAACACAAGCUGGUUUGUAGUAGUAUGUAUAUCAAAUAAUGGGUUGUUGUAGCAUAGUAGAUCAGACUCAGUAUUUGUAACCUCAUCUUUCAUCAAAUGAGCAAUGUGUCUUUUUGCAAAUAAAUUUGGUCAGGACCCAAGGAGCUGAGCUACGACCCCGUUUAGCCUGGAGAUGUUUAAGGUGUUUUGCCCUCUGUUCUACUGCACAAACUUAGUAUGUUACACUCUCCCUCGCCACAGCUGGGUACAAGAAACUUUGCUUUAAAAGAUUGUUAGCUGCUCAUUUGAUGAAAAAUUUAUUUAUUUAUAUAUGUUCUACUUUGUACUCCUUUUGAACUGAUGAACACAGUAUUAUGUCAAAAACAACAAAAUGGUACCUGGUUUGGAUUAUAAUAAAAGCU